Messenger RNA from Striga asiatica, 1309 nucleotides. The record is from the annotation of a GenBank genome assembly. Lineage: Eukaryota; Viridiplantae; Streptophyta; Magnoliopsida; Lamiales; Orobanchaceae.
GUGCGUCCUUGUUAAACGGGCCAAAAUUAUUUAAAUCUAAUCCCCGUCUCUUUAAAAACAAAGCCCGCAGGCCAGUAUCCUUUUAAUCUCUUUCAGUGAUGAUGUCAUCUCUCACCAGCUGUCCCAUGAACUGUGCUGCCCCUUUUUAUUACAUUAUGCCUGAAGCAAAUCAAACUAUUGAAACAGCAGAAAAGAUGUCUGCCUUAGGUGCCUUGUAUCAGCUUCAUCUUGUGAAAGCAGAGACUGCUCGAGCUCUGAUUCCCAAAGAAUUCAAGUUAGUGGAGGCAUUUGGAUACACCCUCGGCGGAUUUUUUCUUGCCAAUUAUGCAGACAGUCCUGCUGGAAAUUUUGACGAGUAUUCUAUCUUGGGCAGAAACAAAUACUACUUUGUUCUUACUUGUGGUCCUAGCAGGAAUUGUUUGGAAUCCUCCUACAUCCUGUGCGUAAGUUGUUCGGCCAAUCUUUUUAGACUCAUGACGUUGGACUUCCUAGUCAAGUCGCCACUUUCACAAAGGUGGGUUUUCAAAUUGUUACGAGUACCGUUGGUUUUUCUUGAAGAUGAUAAUGUUAUGUGUCAAACCCAGAAAGUUACAGCACUUCCUGUGACAAGGAAAGGUCCGUUUCGUAGCUUGUUGAGCAAGAUUGGAAUGGAUGAUUCUCGUAAGAACGUGAAGACUUGCAUGGACAUACAUGUCGAAGAGAUGAUCAACAACCACAAAGCAAUGAGCCUAUGCAGUAUCAAUCUUAAUGCUAAUGCACUGGUAGCACCUCAAAAGGACACAAAAAGAUGGAUGGGCCCUGCAGUAAAACUCUCCCUCCCAAGCUUUAGUGGGCGAACGGAGUUUUUUCCUGACCUCCUCAAGUACUCUUGCCAGAUCGAAUGCAGGUUGAGAGCAGUGCAGCCAGCUCAAGUUGUGGGCCCACUUCAUGUGGAUGACGAAUCAACUUCCGAGACAGACAUUAAACGAAACCAUGCCAUAUCCGUGAUGCUAUCGAAGCCAAUUUUAGCUUUAGAGUUCGAUUGUUUGAAUAUGAAGGUUGAUGCUCCUACUGUGGUUCCACAAUAAAAGUGUGAGUUACAUAUCUCACUGUAUAAUGUGUAGAUUUGUUUGCUAAUAAUGUUUGCCAUUUUGGGUGACAUAGGUGCAAUCUUUCGUGUUUUCUUUUGUUUCCAAUAUUUUACUACUCUGUGUUAACCAGUGUAUGCAUAAGAUGCUUCUUUCUAGGGAUGUUUUCAGUUAAUACUUCAGAGCUAAGAGGGGGUUUUGGUAAGAAAAAAUCAAAUGGUUGCAUGUAAAAUUGGAUUUGA